This is a messenger RNA of Papaver somniferum (opium poppy), 363 nucleotides long. RefSeq names its product peroxisome biogenesis protein 19-2-like. The record is from RefSeq and is a predicted model, not a curated record. The transcript has a single exon. NCBI's taxonomy places the organism in Eukaryota, Viridiplantae, Streptophyta, Magnoliopsida, Ranunculales, Papaveraceae. Bases 1 to 363 code for a protein of 120 amino acids.
AUGGAUGAUUUUCAUAAUCUCAAUCUAACUUCAUCACAAAGGAGUGAAAAUAUUAGGGAGAAUAGCCAAGAUAAGUCUUUUCCAUCAUUAUCGUCCGGAGCGGUACAAGGAUUAUUAGGUGGUUUGCCUGAUUUAAAAAGUAAGAAAAAGGGGAAACAACCACCAAAAAAAAGAAAGAAAGAAGAUCCUGUGACUGAGGCGUUUGAGAAAUUGAGGGAACAAACUAGAGAGGAAGUUCGUGGGUUAGAAUCGACUAUUGCGGCAGCAUCUAAGGUGCCUAAUUUGGGUGUAGAUGGUUUAGGGAAGGAGGACGUAAUGAUGGAUGAUUGGGUUAAGCAAUUUGAAGAGAUGAUUGGGUCUUAG